AUGGAUGUGGAAAUGGAGGCAAUGGAGCUUAACAAGACUUUUUCAGUUGUCUCUUUGCCACCGGGUAAGAAUGUUGUGGGUUGCAAAUGGGUUUAUACCAUCAAGUAUCACUCUGAUGGUUCAAUUGAAAGGUACAAAGCACGCCUAGUUGCGAAGGGUUAUACACAGCAAGAGGGUGUUGAUUAUAUUGAUACUUUCUCACCUGUUGCAAAGCUUGCUAGUGGAAAGCUUGUACUUGGUUUGGCUGCUAAGAAAGGGUGGAGCCUGACUCAAAUGGAUGUCACUAAUGCUUUCUUGCAUAGUGACUUGGAAGAGGAGAUAUACAUGAGUUUGCCCCAAGGAUACACGCCUGCUUCUGGUGUCUUGCCGCCAAAUCCGGUCUGUAAGCUUCAUAAGUCGCUUUAUGGACUUAAGCAAGCGUCAAGGCAAUGGUAUAAGUGUCUUUCUCAGGCUCUUCUUGAUGAGGGUUAUGAACAAUCUCCUGCAGAUAACACCUUGUUUGUCAAAGAAACUGAUGUCUCUUAUACUGCCAUAUUGGUUUAUGUUGAUGAUAUUUUGAUCGCCAGUAAUAGUGAUGAAGCUGUUCAUGCUAUUAAGGAUGCUCUUGCCCGGAAGUUUAAGACGAAGGAUCUUGGCCCGGCUCGUUUCUUCUUAGGCUUGGAGAUUGCACGCAAUGCGGAUGGUAUAUCUGUUUGUCAAAGGAAGUAUUGUCUUGACUUACUUGCUGAUACAGGUCUUCUUGGUUGCAAACCGAAGUCUACUCCUAUAGACUAUAAGAAGCCUUUGACUAAAGAUACAGGUUUACUUCUUCCGGAUGCGAAGCCUUACCGGGAAAUCAUUGGUCGCCUACUGUAUUUGUGCAUCACCAGACCUGACAUCACAUAUGCUGUGAAUCGAUUGAGUCAGUAUUUGUCUUGUCCGACUGAUGAACACUACAAGGCUGCUCUGCGUAUCCUGAAGUAUCUCAAGAAUAAUCCUGGUCAAGGUUUGUUCUUCUCUGCUCAUACGGAUAUAUGCCUUAAUGGUUUCUCUGAUGCUGAUUGGGGAACAUGCUUGGAGAGUAGGCGUUCUAUCACUGGUAUGUGUGUGUUUCUUGGUACUUCUCUUAUCUCUUGGAAGUCUAAGAAACAGGAUGUCGUUAGUGGUAGCAGUACUGAAGCAGAGUAUAGGAGUAUGGCGGUAACCACGAAAGAGCUUCUCUACAGAUGUUGA
This is a messenger RNA of Camelina sativa (false flax), 1212 nucleotides long. The record is from RefSeq and is a predicted model, not a curated record. Lineage: Eukaryota; Viridiplantae; Streptophyta; Magnoliopsida; Brassicales; Brassicaceae.